Molecule: messenger RNA, 452 nt
Organism: Racocetra fulgida
Lineage: Eukaryota; Fungi; Glomeromycota; Glomeromycetes; Diversisporales; Gigasporaceae
Source: the annotation of a GenBank genome assembly
AUGCAAAUGAACUCACAAGGAAAUACUACACUAUUGCUAAUGAUACCACCAAACAUUCUGACCCAAUUCAAGCAGUUUUUAACCAAGCUGCAGCAGAUUGUAAAACCGAAGAUGUGAAUAUGGUUCAACAUGCGUUGAUGACUUUUGUCACUCAUCAUCCUAAAACCAGGAAAAAAAAAAUCCGAAUUCCGUCUUUGGCUCGUCGUAAUCCAGGUCUUAGUGCUCCUGCUAAGCCUGUUUAUAUAACCCCAGGCCCUUUUGUUGGUAGUAGACCAGUGGCACCAACUCAAGAUGUUAGUAGUGAACAAGUUCUUGACUAUUGGCGUGAAGAUCCAAACUUGAACCAACACCAUGAGCAUUGGCAUAUUGUAUACAGUGAUAAACCACUCCCUGAUCCUCAAUUUCCCGACGAUAAGAGUAAAGAAUAUAUUAAAGAUCGUCAAGGUAUCUGA